AUGGAAUCACAAAUGUCACACCAUCCUCAAUCUUACAAGUGGACUAUGCAAACUAAAUCCAAUCAUAAUGAUCGCUAUCAGCUCGAUCCAGUAGAAGCAGUACAAAGAAAGUUAAAAUUAGAUCACCAUCAUUUCUCUUUAAAUAAUCAUCAUUCAACUAAGCAUAUUGAUCAAGAGAGAAAAGCUCAUCCAUCUAUGCUUCUUCGUUCAUAUGCUAAUCAUCAGCAAAAACAAACUAUCGCUAACUCGAUAAGUAAUAACUACCACGAAAAGAAAUCAAAAUCGCAGCACACUGCAAACCAUCAGAAAGAAUUACAGAUGGCAAAAGAGGACAUAGAAGCAAAUGAAAAGCUCUCUGAGUUAAGGAAUAGAGUGAAUCAAUCAAAGGAAAACAAAUCUGCCAAGCAAUUGAUCGACCCUUCUAAUUUAAACGGCAAUAAUCACCAAGACGAAAGUCCACAAUCCAAUGGUAACGAUAGCACUACCAAUCAAUGCAGCCUUUUCGUUAAUGAUCAAUCGCCAGAGAAUGAUAAAUUAAAACGGCAGCAAACAGAAGAUAAGGAGGAAACUUCUGACGACAGCAAUAAGGACCGUCAGGGGAAAAAGGCUACGCAUGAUAACGAAGGAAUCAACAAUAAGCGUCCAUCCGAUCAAGACAAGAAUGAUACUCAUGAAAAUUCACAACAAGAUCAAUUACUACUUCGCCAUCAACAAAAUCAUAAAGAUGACUCUGUCGAGAAAUCAUUUGUACCAUUUGUAAGGCAGAAAAAUAAAGUCAAUGAACAGUCUCAACAAUCGAAUAAAACUCCUCAAUUAAAAGAUAUGCACCUUCAUCAUGCAGCGAAUAACAAGAGGUUACUAAAUGCCAUCAAUCAAGAUACUCCCGCUCCUAUGACAGAUAUCCAACAAUACUGGCAAAAUAAGAUGAUACUGCAGCAAAAUCGUCCUGAUCUUAUUGAUCCUAGAUUUGAGCAAGAAAUGUUAGCUAGAAACCUUCUUCAUUCUCAAUUAGCAGCUAAUAAUUCAGUUAAAAAUAUCGAUCCUGCCAUAUUACAACAAUUCUACGCCAAUUAUCAAUCACAAAUAGCUAAUAAUAAUAAUCAAGCCAAUACUGCAGUAAUCAAUGCAAUCGGACAACAAUUACAUCCGAGCUAUUUAUCACAACUAGAGCUAGCAUCGCAACAAGGACUUGCUUUAUAUCCAGGACUUGCUGGUCAUCCUAAUCUUCUACAAACCAAUCCUUAUUUAAAAGCUCAUCAAAUCAAUGGUAUUACUGAGGCCAAUGCCUUGCAAGAAUUAGAAUAUCAGCGCUAUCUUGCUAUGAUGUAUCCAUCUUUACUUCAUCGACGUGAAGGUGAAAAUCUACCUAUCAAUCAUCCUUUAAUGAGUCCCGAUUUAGCUCAGUUCCCAUCAGCUCACGGUGAACUUCUUCCGGGUAUGCAACAAUAUCCUUUAGCUGCUGUCAAUGGUGCUAGUUCAGGUGCAAUACCUAAUGGAUUACCUCCUGAUGUAGCUGCACAAUUGCAAUAUUCCUACAUGAUGCAGCAAGCAGCUUUGAAUGGUCAGCGAAAUUCUGCUUUGCAUCCUUAUGUACAAAGUAAUAUGGAAUCAGAAUUAUUACUAGAAUUGGAAAGGCAACGACAAUUUAGCAUGAGAAACGAAUACGCUGAUACUGCUAAUGAUAACAGCAAUAGUAAAGCAUCUAAAAUAGAUGAACAGCUCAGUCGGUUGCAACGUGAAGAAAUGUUGUGGAUGAAGAAGCAACAACAAAUUAAGGAAGAAAAAAUUAGAAAACAACAGCAACGUCAGCAGUUAAUUAAUUCAAAUUAUAAGCAAGUGAAUAAAGAAAAGAAAGAAAAGAAUUCUGCCGCUAGUAAUGCAUCAUCACCUGUACAGAGAGUAAAGAUUGAAGUUGCUGACCAAGUUAACCAAGUUAAUAAUAAUAUUAAAGAAAAUGCUGAUAGUAAUUGGACUAAUACAAGCAGUAAGCCCGUUAAACUUGUGACUCCCGACGUUAAAGGCAGCACAUUUACCGUAGGAGAAAUUAUGGGAUUUAAAGAAUCUACAAAAAACAUAAAGAAUGCUGAUACCGAAAGCAAAGUCAAUAAUAGAUCGACUCAAUUCUCGGAAGAGGACAAGCCUACCAUGAAGGAUAGCAAGUGCUUAUUGCUGCAAUACAUCAACUCUACGUCUGAACAUAAAGGAUCGACUAGGAAAAGGAAAGCAGCGCAUCAUCCACAAAGUAAAGAUGGUGCAAACAAGAAAAUAUUUUAUAUGGCCAAAUUAGGUCUAGUGCCAUGCGGUGAUGAAAAAGUCAUUCGAGAAGAGUUUGAGGUCAAACGAAAUAAAAGACGACUAAAGGCAAUGGAAGCUUCUCUCGCUAGUGGUAGAAUACGAAAUCGCAAAUUGAGAAAACGUAGCAAUCACAAUCAGAAACAGAAACUAUCUACGAACAAGUCCAAAUCAGCUUCAAAUCAUCGUAAACUGAUUGUUAAAGUAGAUUUUGCUCGUCGUUCUUCACCUGACAUGACAAUUUUUCCCAAGUCGUCAUCGUCUUCCGAUAGUGAUCAACCAACUUCGAGAUCGCCAUAUAUGCCUAUAACUGAACCGAUCACACCACCAGAUGCUUCUUUAAGAUCAAAUUUACCUUCCCGCUUUCAACCAUUUUAUUUACGGUCAUAA
Molecule: messenger RNA, 2682 nt
Organism: Trichoplax adhaerens
Lineage: Eukaryota; Metazoa; Placozoa; Uniplacotomia; Trichoplacea; Trichoplacidae
Exons: 12
Coding region: 1-2682 (893 amino acids)
Source: RefSeq, a predicted model, not a curated record